CCUUAGCUCACCAAAGAAACAAAUCAUUCAAUAAUCCAAAUUAAUUAAGAUGAUAUGACCCUAAUUUAGGUACUGUUACCCUUAAUUAAGUAUUAGGGAGGGGUUUACUCAAAUUUUACCCAUUCUCCACUUUCUCUUCUAUCAUCUUCUGAAAUCCCUCUUUUUCCACUAAUCUUUGCAACAGAUUACCCCUCUCUCAUAAACUCCGUAACGGGGUUUUCCAUUUAAACGCCGUCACUUCGCCCCUAAAAACCGUUUUUUCGAGUCACGUGCCUUUUUUAUUUCCUUUGUAAAUUAAUCCAUUUUUCGCAUUUAAUUUAAUUAUUAUGCCUUUACAGCGCCAACUUAACUUAACCUCUUUAAAAGCCGUUGACGGCGAUACUUCUAACGGCGUUGAUGCCGCCCGUCCAACCUCCGUCGACGGCGGGGAUGACGGUGGGAAAACCCCCAGGCUGCCUCGUUGGACUCGGCAGGAAAUUCUGGUUCUCAUCCAAGGCAAGAAAGUGGCGGAGAAUCGGGUGAGGAGAGGAAGGACAGCCGGCAUGGCGUUUGGUUCGGGUCAGGUUGAACCGAAAUGGGCAUCGGUUUCGUCGUAUUGCAAAAGACAUGGAGUGAACCGUGGACCGGUUCAGUGUCGGAAAAGAUGGAGCAAUUUAGCAGGUGAUUAUAAGAAGAUUAAAGAAUGGGAAAAUCAGAUACGCGAUGAAACGGAAUCGUUUUGGCUUAUGAGGAAUGAUUUGAGAAGGGAGAGAAAAUUGCCUGGUUUUUUUGAUAGGGAAGUUUAUGAUAUUUUGGACGGAGCAGACGGCGUUAAUGCAGCGGCGCCAACGCCAGCACUCGCUUUAGCAUUAGCUCCGGCGUCAAAUACGGAGGAGGACACGGAGGUUGUUUUUGAUAGCGGGAGGACUGCUGCUGCGGAAGAUGGAUUGUUUUCGGAUUUUGAGCAGGAGGAGGCCAGUGGCAGCCCGGAAAAGGAGAGCACGGUAGCUAAGGAGAUUCCGCUGAUAAAAACUGCACCGGCAACGGUGGGGAUUGCUGCUCCUACACCAAUUUCAGAGAAGCAAUACCAACCAUCUCCUCUAACGGAUCAACAUCAAGGUACACCGAAUGAGAAACAGACGCCUUCAAAUCCCGAGAUGGGUUCUACUUCGCAUGAAACUCGGAAACGGAAACGGUUUGAAUCAAUGGAUGGGGAAGAAGAAACAACUCAUAUCCAGAAUCAGUUGAUUGGUGUCUUGGAAAGGAAUGGGAAGAUGCUGUCUGCUCAACUUGAAGCACAGAACAGCAAUUCUCAGUUGGAUCGAGAGCAGCGGAAAAACCAUGCAGAUAGCAUGGUUGCUGUUCUAAAUAAGCUUGCUGACGCUCUCGGAAAAAUUGCUGAUAAGCUGUAGCGAAAGGCAAAUAUAAAGACUGUACAUAAUGAAGCUCCUCUGCGAGUCCUAUAUUAAGGUAGUUGAGAUUGAAGUAUUGGUGAAUUAAUUUUGAAGAUUCUUCUAGGCUUUCCCAUCUUUUUCUUCUUUAGAUGCUGUCUUUUACAUUUUGCCACUUCUGUGGCCUAGACUGCUUUAGGGUCCAUACACACAGAAAUAAGCUCAUAGAUUAUAGGGUAUAUACCACAAUUCUGCUUCUUUAAUUUAUCUUGAGAGUUUAUAAGGAUGUUAAUUUUCUAUUGAUAUUUGAGACAUUUGUACAGGUCACUGAUUAUUACUUUCUUGUAAUUAUAUACAUUGUGAAUUGGUUUUGUUGGCUUGAAAGUACAGUCAUGGACAUGUAAAUGUUGAGAUAAA
Messenger RNA from Mercurialis annua (annual mercury), 1787 nucleotides. RefSeq names its product trihelix transcription factor ASR3. Lineage: Eukaryota; Viridiplantae; Streptophyta; Magnoliopsida; Malpighiales; Euphorbiaceae. Bases 327 to 1391 code for a protein of 354 amino acids. The record is from RefSeq and is a predicted model, not a curated record. The transcript is spliced from 3 exons.